Mauremys reevesii (Reeves's turtle) is the source of this 3078-nucleotide messenger RNA. RefSeq names its product exocyst complex component 3-like protein 2. The record is from RefSeq and is a predicted model, not a curated record. Gene Ontology annotation, cellular component: exocyst. Bases 221 to 1768 code for a protein of 515 amino acids. NCBI's taxonomy places the organism in Eukaryota, Metazoa, Chordata, Testudines, Geoemydidae. Gene Ontology annotation, biological process: exocyst localization; exocytosis. Gene Ontology annotation, molecular function: SNARE binding. The transcript is spliced from 12 exons.
CAAAUUGUUGAAGAAUUUGUCCUCUGUGAAGGAGGAAGCUGAAGAGAAGCCUGUGGACAAAGAUUCUGGUGGGAGGCAGUAUCUCUCAGAUAAAGCCAUUUGUGAAUUGAUAGAACAAGCAAAAUUUCUUGAAGCUUGUAAUCACAUUUAUGAUCUGGAACAAUCUGAGCAUAAGAGUGAAAUAAAUAUUGACUCACUUUACAAAAAAGUAGCAGAAAGAAUGUGGUUAGUUGUGCAAGAAGAAAUCAGUGGAGGUGAUAGUAUGUUACUGGAGCCACUGAAAUCAGUAGGUGCAUCACUGAAGUGGGAGAAAGAGAAAGAAAAAGAAUGGUUUGACAGUGUCAAAGACAUGGAAUCUGUUUCAACCUGGAGCCCAAAAUACUGGAAUAAAGAUCUGGAGAAACUGCUAAUGGAGUGCAUGGCAACACAGAUUCCCUCCUUUGUGUCUGCUAGCAACACAGACGAGUCUGCAUUAAAAGAUCAUCUGAGUCAGUUGGAAACCACAAUUUUUCCCAACCUGAGAUGUAAAAGAGAUGUCUUCAAAGAAGCAGGAUUGCUCACUACCUAUACAAAAUGUUGUAAUGCCUGUUUGUCUUCUCACCUUUCCACACUUAUAGACGGUGAUAUGAGCUUCAGCAAAUGUCUUCUCAUUUAUGAAUGGGGCUUUAAUAUGUACAGAAGUGAGAAGCUGCUGAUGCCCCACUGGACUCCACAGCAGAGGCUCUUAGCUGAUGCAUAUGUUCUCAAGUGGAUUUUUUCAAAUGUGGAGGAAAAGCUGCUCACAGUCACCCAGAAGGAAGUGAGAGAAGUGCUCAGACAAGCAGUUACUGCGGGGGAAAAACCCUAUACAGACACUACAAUCAUUCAGGUAUUAACAGGGAGGGCACAGGCAGUCCAGCAUAUCAGUGAUACCAUAAAAGACAAGGUGGAAGCUGUAUGUUUGGAAGAACUUCUGCAUUUUCUGCAUAGCUAUAAACAUGAAGGAAGAAGCCUUCUCCAACUUGACACCUUUUCUGAGCCCUACAGCAAUUUGCAAAUACUUGAGACCUGCUGCAUUUUCAGAUCUGCUUGGCAUAAGCUAACAUACAUCUACAGCGCUAGUGCUGACAUUGAUGCUAAAGUGAAGGAAUUUAUAGACAGUACAGAAGAACAGAGCAGAGAACUUCUUCUGCAGGCAAUUACUUCUAAAGUCAAGGUGGCAUUGAAGGAUCACUUCAGAAAAGAUAAUAGUGAUUUUGACAAAUUUCUAGACUGUUUACGGUCAAGUUUUUCAAGGUUUGAGAUGAAAAAUACAGAGACCUAUGAGCCCCUCAUCCAGACUGUCCAUCACAUCAUUGUCACUGAGUAUGUUCAGGCUCUCCUAACUGCUUCUGGGAAGUCAUCUUCUGCAAAGCGGAGGAAAAUUGCCAACAAAAUUAAAGUGGAUCACCAGGCAAUUCGAACGCUCUUUGAAGAAUGCUUCGGCCCUAGAACUGCUCCACUGGAUGACCCUAUUAAAGGUAUCCUAGAUUUUAUUCUUCUUACUGACAUUGAAGCAAUGAAAAUACAUCUUGUGCUUCUUCUCCACAACUUUCCAGAUAUAAGGAAAGAACUUCUGAAUAUAAUCUUGGACAUCAAGGGAUCUCUCAAUGGGACAGACAGAAAUGCUAUGUUGGAGGUGGUUUAUGAUAAUUGUGUGGGAGUUGAAAGAGGACACCAUUCGUUUUUUGAAGCGAUAGAAAUAAAGACUGGAAAAUAUGGAGUCUGUGGCUGCUGCUUCUGCUGUUAGGAAAGGUCUAAUAUGGAAAGUCAGAAGCCACCCUUCCUGCCUGUGUCACAAAGGCUCCAUCAUCAUCAGGCAACAUCUAAGAUCACAGCUACUUGAAAGUUAGGAGGAAUAGCAAACAGUAUUUGUCUGCUGAAAUAGCCCGUAGGCCAUGCGAGAACAUGUGCCAGAGUGUUCAUGACAAGAAGAUCACAUAAACCCAAACUGUGGUUCCCUGCACAAAGUCCAACUGAAAGGGGGAAUGCACGUGGGUAGUGGGGUAGAAUCCUCCCUGAAACCUGCAGCUAGAUUCUUGCUUAGCUGGGCUAUGGCUUCUAGGGAGAGAAGCACUGGACAGAGCCACAUCUUGCUUUGGUAGGCGAUUGGGUCAGUAAGCCCCUGCCAUUUCCCCACUCCUCCCACAAUGCUCCUUUCCACAGUCCUGCACCGAAAGCCACUAUGUAGCAUGUUCUGCGGCAUGCAGAGAGCUGCGGAACCCUUCUGGCACAUGGUUACCACCUAGCAUCCUGCUCAGCCGGAAGGUGGCAUUUCCACAGCAGUUGGGGCCUUGUGCGCCCACAGAGGGGAAGCAGGAUGUGGCACUUAGCUUUUGUGUCCCAUUCAGUUGCUUAAAUGGAAAGCCAUACUAGUAGCACAGAAUUUACCUCAAUCCCUAGUAGGCCAUUGCAAUGGAUUGUGGACAUAGUGCAAUUAGUAUCUUUGUUUUUAUAACUGGCUUCAGAGCUGAGUUUGGCUUUCCAUCCAUAUAACUCAGUUUACUGAAAAUUUCCCCUGCUGUAAAGCUCUAAUUUCUUUAACGUGGGAAUUUUUGCUGUGGAAAUCUCAUGUGCAGUGGACAGUUAAAAUAGCUGUUUCCGCUAAUCCUCUGGGUCGGUGUGAACUGCUUUCAGAUGUGACUAGACAAGAAGUACAGUAUGGGAAAAUAAUAGCCCUUCUUUUUGCCCAGGUAUAGGCUGGUCAUAAUCUCAGAGCUGGAUUUGGUUCAAGGCCUCAUUUGCUAUUGUGUUAAUAUAGGUCACUGCCAUUCUGGUGCUCUCUGACAAAUGUAAACAAAUUAGCCGUGCAGAAAAGAACUGCUAUAUCAGACACUCUUCAACUCUCGUAGGCAGCCAUUCUGCAUCAGCGACAGCUUCCUCAAACAUGGUCUUUCACCCCUGUUUUGUUGGCAGUUCAGUGUGCUCAUGAUUCAUUAGCAACGGAACAAGAGAAGCAAGUUGGUUGGUUUUUGUGUGUAUGAAAAACGUGUAAUCAAGCUGCCCUAUGAGAUGUUUGGGGGAAAGUCCCCUAAAUCCAAAUGAAAUUUUAAAAGGUGU